Messenger RNA from Bursaphelenchus xylophilus (pine wood nematode), 1011 nucleotides. Lineage: Eukaryota; Metazoa; Nematoda; Chromadorea; Rhabditida; Aphelenchoididae. The record is from the annotation of a GenBank genome assembly.
AUGAAUGAAAAUUUGCCUUUGUAUGAUCGUAUCUUGGGAGAUAUGAGGGCUACCUCCUUCUUAUUGGUGUCCUUGCUAUUGCUGUUCGUCAAUGGGAAAGAACGGCAGAAGUCUUUGAAAUCGUUGAAGACUCAGGUAAUAAUGACUAGUAUUAUACCUGCGAUCAGUUUCUUUCUAUUUCACAUGCUUCCUCUUUUCUCUUUGCUGAAUCUAUCUCCGAGGUCAAAAGUUGAAUUUUAUUGUUGUUAUCGAAUUCUUGGAAUUUGAUUAUCAGCACUUUGUUUACAGCUGAAUCAAAUUAAAGAUGACAUCGAAUUGAAGCUGAGUAGAUUAAAGAGCCUCAGGAAUGAAAUACGAACACUCAACCAGGAGCUAAAAUUGAAUAACGAGAAGGAAAUGCUUCGGAAUGUGACAAUAUCUGAGAGUAAAGGAUUCAAGAAGAGAAUCCGAAAUAAAAUCAAUGGAAUCCAGAAAAAGCUUCGCAGGUUGGAAAAAUCGUUUAGAAAGCAUAAGAAGACUGUCAAGGACAUCAAAAAACACAAUGGCCUUGUCAAUACCACUCCCAGCAUUGCAAGUUUUACUCUUCCGGCUUCUAGAUUUAUUUAGAUUCAAGUGUUCGAGGCCCAGAAAAACAGAUCCAGACCGGGAGAACACAACAGCCCAUGUUCGACACAUAAUGAAUGCAAGCCCGGUAGGUUGUUGCUCUACUUGUAUUAUGAUUAAUAGGACACUGUUGUCACAAAAAGAAGGAUGAGAAUAAAUGUGUUAAACAUAGCUUCAAGAUAGGAGAAGGAUGUGAGGAUUCCUGCUCUUGUGAGACCCAUCUCCAUUGUUUCAAACCCAUUAAAGGGAAUAUAAAAGUGAGCUUUUUGAACUUUCAUAGAAUGUACACAAUUGACUACAAAUUUAUUUGACGUCAUCCAAUUCCAGGCAUACUGUAAGGAAGCGCGAGCCGACGAUUUCAUGAGAGGAAACUACCGCAACAAUCAAACUUCAAUAUUUCUUGAUUAA